AUGGUUUCGAAGCAAACGGCAAACAAGCGAAAACGGACCUCGAACACUCUCACCCGAAACAAGCGACGUCAAGCAACACGGCUCGCCCACACCAACGCAUCUGAACCCCAUCGAGAUCAUGGGCCUGCUAGCGAAAUAUUCUGGGCAGCGAGAAGGAUCCUGAAGGACAAUGGAUCGUGUUAUCUGGUCGAAUGGGAGGACAUCGACCCAGGGACGGGUCGCCCGUACGAGCCGACGUGGGAACCGCACGAUUUUGUCACUCCAGCCCUAGAAGCAGAGUGGGAGGAGAUCAUCGCUGCUCGAAGCACCGUUACAAGACAUACCCGCAGUCAAGUCCAAUCGUUUGAAGAAGCCGAUAAUCGAAUGCAGUCCUUGAGCGGAUCGCCGGGACUAGUGACGUCUGGGCAACCUCCGACGAAGAGGGAAUCUCAGUGUCAAAGCGUCUCGACAGCUUUUCCGCAGCAAAUGCAUCAGUCACAGCACAGUUCCAGUUCGCUCUCCCUAGAGUCACAGCAAAGUGCGUGUGCGUUAGAGGAUAGGAACUCGUAUACGUGCGGUGUUAUACCUGCUAGGCAGAAUAACGUCAACCAGACAAUCAGUACUACGACUACGCUGGAAGAAACAUCGGGCUCGAACCAGCGGAACCCAGCUACCGCGAACGGUUCUGGCUAUACGAAUAAAGAUUUGAGCGCUACGGAUCCGGCCGCGCUGGGUUUGCAACACAGUCUACAUGCUCAGUCUUCGGCUUGCAUCGAGAAGGUUGACAGUGUUGGAAUUAUGCAACUACCGUCGCACCCUGAUCCCCUAGGGAUGCUCCACGACGCAGGAUGCAAGGAAAGUGAGCUCCCGGAGAAUCCAAGUCAGGAAGGGCUAGAGCCAUUGGAGCUGGCUAGGCGGGAGUCACAAAGAGCCCAUGCUUGUACGCUUGAGGAGAAAGGUUUACCUCCGUCUGCAUUGCUCACAACUAGGAAGCCCUUGGAGACGCAAGAACAGCAAGAAAUACAAGACGAGCUUGAGAUUCUGUGGGCUAUGCUAUCCGCACCCGCCGAUGAAGCUGUUCACAGAGAGCUGGAGCUUCAAGCAGAAGCCGAAGUGGUGUCUUAUACAAAGACGUGGAAGGAACCCGUUCUCGAAAAAGCCGCACUUGUUCUACUUCAAGGCGGGACGGUCGAGGAGCAAAGCCAGGCACUGGUGAGUUCAGAACAGUCACCAGGACGACUUUCCAAAGAUUGCUUGACUGAUGAGAAGGCUGUGAUACAACAUGCACCGGCCGAGCCCGACGUAAGCGAUGAGCCCACAAGGCUUUUAGCACGGGCCGAGCGGUCAAUAUCAUCAUCUUCAGAACAGAGCGAGUCCAACCUGCAGAACCUUAAAUCGCGCGCAGAUACUCUACCUGUUUUAGCAAUAGACCGUACACCGAUUGCACCCUCGGCGUUAUCCUCACAGCUAGGGUUGAGGCUAGAUACUAAGAUCACAGCCGGGCAGACAUUUGCCAAGCCGGAUGUGAAUGCUCCAGCUGGGGGAAACAGCCUCCCGGAGACUGAAACUGGAGGUCUUCCGGCCCCGCCGGCUUUGAACUGGAGUGUCAGAGAUCUUGAGGUUGUUCCUGAUCGGGAAGUGCAAGUUCGUAUUGCAAACAGCAUGUACACUAUUGAUGGAGAGCAGACUGCUCCUAUUACCCGUGAUUCGUUCACCCUUAGGCCACAAAGCUGUGGAGAAGCGGAUCACGACUCCGCGUUUAGGCGAUAUAAGAACAGCUGCCACACUACCAACCACUCUAUCUCACCCGUAAUCGACGGUGUAGAUAUGUCUCCAAGAGACCCUAGUAUGGGACCGUCAUCAACCCUUGAAAGAGCGGAUCAGUUUUCAGAUGAACAACCUGUGGCUCUACGACCUCUACCUGAGCCUUCCGCAACUGCGAGCUGCGGUGGUUCACCCGUCUACCAGAAAAAGUUGCAGAACAUGGAGCUUGCACAGCAGCACAUGCAGCCCCCGGUAGAUUAUCGUAGGUAUGGCCAGCGAUGGACUACUCUGUCCCACGAACCACCUCAGGGUGACAUCCAGCUAUUACAGCAUCGCGAUGCUUGCGCAAUGAGGCCAACUUACAGUAACACAAAUUGGUUCAAGAGCUACACAUGCCCAUACUGUGCUAUCCGGGUCGAACCGAGGAGGAACAAACCAGUUAAGAAGCGGGUCAAGACUGGGUGUGGGACAUGCAGAAAGCGCAAGAAGAAGUGUGAUGAAGCAAAGCCUGAAUGCAACAACUGCACACGUACCGGCAUCAUCUGCCAAGGCUACAUGGACAAGAUGACAUUGCGAAAGAAUGGAACUUCAACGUCUCUACCUUUGUUAUCAGAUCCAACGCGAAUGCCCAUGGACGCACAUCAGCCCGAAAGCAGACCACGCGGCUACGACCUGAAAUACAUACUUAACGGCGAGCCUAGCCUCGGUAGCAGCCAGAGCAUCUACCAAGACCCCCAUGCUUCUGUCCAAAGUGCAGACGCUGUUGACAGCGACGUUACUUCACCGCGGUUUCCAUUGUCAGCUAUCCCAACUACUGCACCGCCAAAGCCAUCGCUAUCCUGGCAUAAACAAGCACCAAGUCUCCCGAAAACUGAGCAGCAGAAGAUGUUAGACGGAGAGCCUUUCAUGCCCUACAGCACUCAGUUAGUUGACGAUCGAAGGCAAUGCGCAGCUGUACUACACCGCUUCAACACCGUCGAUACGGUAUCCGAAGUCGGGCGGCGUAUGCGUGAGCGCUAUUUCAGAGUGGCUAUAGAGGCAGCUUGGACUCAGCCUCAUUGCGGAGACCGUCUGGUCGGCGGUCGGCUUGGUAGUAAUGCACACGUUGCUACACCGUUUCACUGCGACUACGGUUACAACGUCUCUAUUGGCGACAAUGUCAUCAUCGGGUCUAAUUCGAAAUUACUUGAUUCAGUCAGGAUAGGCAUUGGAACGAAUACCAGGAUUGAUGGGCUACGGUCUUGA
Molecule: messenger RNA, 2988 nt
Organism: Alternaria atra
Lineage: Eukaryota; Fungi; Ascomycota; Dothideomycetes; Pleosporales; Pleosporaceae
Exons: 6
Coding region: 1-2988 (995 amino acids)
Biological process (GO): regulation of DNA-templated transcription
Molecular function (GO): zinc ion binding; DNA-binding transcription factor activity, RNA polymerase II-specific; acetyltransferase activity
Source: RefSeq, a predicted model, not a curated record